Glossina fuscipes is the source of this 942-nucleotide messenger RNA. RefSeq lists its product as uncharacterized. The transcript has a single exon. The coding region runs from base 372 to 872 and encodes 166 amino acids. The record is from RefSeq and is a predicted model, not a curated record. Lineage: Eukaryota; Metazoa; Arthropoda; Insecta; Diptera; Glossinidae.
GUUGUUAAGGUACGUUAAAAAGGGGGCGAAAAUGUAAAAACGUGGCAUAAGAUUAGGACAAAGGAAUUCAAUAAAAAAACAAAAUUUUAUAUCAAUUUAGAAAAAUUAAUUAAAUUUAACAGAGUUUUGUUCAACUAUUAACAGAGUUCUGUUAAAUGAAGUGAUGAGCUGGUUUUUAAGUUGUGGAGGUUAAGUUUCGUUUUUAACGUAAAAUAAAGAGUAUACGAAUUUCUUACAGAAUUAAUAUUUGCAACUUGACUUCACUUUCGUCAAACAUAUGAGCAGCAAGAACAAGACCUAUAAAAUAUAUUUAUGAGCAGCAAGAUGAAGACCUCUGACAUACAUGGUAGUCAUUGUGUUGAGCGGAUAAAAUGGAUGUUGCACAAUUAGAUGGGGAGAUCAACCAAUUGAAGAAAUUGAGGGAACAUUACGAAUCACAGUUAAAAAUUGUCGGUUUAGAUUUGACCGAUCUUGAUGAUGAUACACAAAUUCUCUUGAAUGAAUAUGUGGAUCUGCAGCAGUGCACUAAUUUAUAUGAUUUACGUUUAUCCAAUUUAAAGUCGUUUUAUUAUGAGAAAAAGAGGGAGCACAUUGAAUAUGAUACAUUCGUGAAGAGAUUGGAAAACGAAAUUGAAAAGCAAGAAUCAGAUUUGGAAAAAAAUCAGUCGGAAUGUGCUUUACUAGAAAAAUUUAUUGAGGCUACUAAUAGGAGACUGGUUUCGGAAUCUGCAAUGGAACGCGAAAAAUUACAGGUGGAAAGCAAUAUGAAAACUCUUAAUGAGAAAUUGAAAAACAUAAAUAUACCCGAAGAGUUUGAUAUCGAUGAACUAAUUAGAAAAGUCAAGGCAUUAGCAGAUAGCAACCAUAAAUAAAAGUAAUUAUAAAGUAAAUAUGUUUCUUUAACUUCAAAAGCGGGUUAAGUAAGUAAGACGUUGCAAAAAA